Moesziomyces aphidis is the source of this 942-nucleotide messenger RNA. The record is from the annotation of a GenBank genome assembly. NCBI's taxonomy places the organism in Eukaryota, Fungi, Basidiomycota, Ustilaginomycetes, Ustilaginales, Ustilaginaceae.
AUGGCGGAAGCGGGGCGCUUCCGCUCAGCUCGAGCGCGGUCUUUGACAGCGCGCGAGGUGUGCAGAGUGGAUGCUCAGUCACGAGCUGACGACCGUCACAGUCAAGAGUGCUUCCACGUCAGCGAUGCAAAGUCAGAGAAAGAUCGAGACCCUUCCGUCGAGGUGCUGCGGGCCAGUCCGAAGGGAGCGGUCGGAAGCUCCAGGAUCGCUGCUAUCACUCGCAACGGCUCUGCUACCCGCUCCUCUUCUAGCAUCUCGCCUCUCGUCAGCGCCCGCACCAACAGCCUUACCGUUCCCACCGCACGCAGCUUCAGCACCGCUCGUCCCGCCAUGUCUCUCCUUCGCCCUUCGAGCUUCUUCUCUUCGCCGCUGGACGACUUUGACAUGUUCCCGUCGUCGUCGCUGCGCGAUCUGAUGCUCAUGAAUCCGUUUGCAGCCGCAGCUGCCGGCCGACCCAACGUGACGGCGGGCGACUACCGCAUCUGGUCGGGCCCCAAGGUGGAUCUGCACGAGGAGGACACCAAGUUUGUGCUGACCGCCGAGCUUCCGGGCGUCAAGAAGGAGGACGUCAAGAUCAACGUCGAUGCCGACCGACGCAGGCUCACCCUGGAGGGUCAUCUGAAGAGCGAAUACAGCUCGCAGCCUGCCGCUGCCAACGAAGACGCUGCCAACGGCAAGGAGCACGCCAACGCUGGUGACAAGGGCGCCUCCUCGACCCAGGUGACCAAGAAGGAGCAGACGAACAACGCCGUCGGCCACGCACUCGUCUCGGAACGCGUCUACGGCUCGUUCAGCCGUUCGUUCACGCUGCCCGUCACCGCCGACCUUGCCAACGACUCUUCGCUCAAGGCCCGCUUCAACGACGGCCUGCUGCGUCUCGAGAUCCCCAAGAAGAAGGAGGAGCACUCAAAGACGCGCCAGAUUGCCAUUGAGACGGCCUGA